Laetiporus sulphureus 93-53 is the source of this 1933-nucleotide messenger RNA. RefSeq names its product histone acetyltransferase ELP3. The transcript is spliced from 11 exons. The record is from RefSeq and is a predicted model, not a curated record. Gene Ontology annotation, cellular component: elongator holoenzyme complex; cytoplasm; nucleus. Gene Ontology annotation, molecular function: iron-sulfur cluster binding; acyltransferase activity, transferring groups other than amino-acyl groups. Gene Ontology annotation, biological process: tRNA wobble base 5-methoxycarbonylmethyl-2-thiouridinylation. NCBI's taxonomy places the organism in Eukaryota, Fungi, Basidiomycota, Agaricomycetes, Polyporales, Laetiporaceae. The coding region runs from base 126 to 1796 and encodes 556 amino acids.
UCAGACGCCUCCGACACCUCUCUCGAUUCCUCUGCUCAUCGCUCUCUUCGCGUGGCCGAUAUCACUCAGGGUCGUUGUUUGACCGAUCUUGGUCAGAUUGCAGUAUAAAUAUUCAGUGCCCGGUAAUGGUUCAAAGAACUAGGACGGAUGGCCCCUCCCAGGCCGAGCAGUUGCUACGGGUCACCUCUGCUAUUGCUGCAGAACUCAUCAAGGCCCACGAUGCAAAUCAGACCGUUUCACUGAAUGAGCUUCGAACAAAGAUGAGCAAAAGGUACGGGUUCGGUGGAGUGCCGAGGUUGGUGGAUAUCAUCAGUGCCAUCCCGGACGAAUACAAAAAGGCCCUGUUGCCUAAACUGAAAGCUCGGCCUAUACGUACAGCUAGCGGGAUUGCCGUAGUAGCUGUUAUGUGCAAACCACAUCGAUGUCCACAUAUCGCAAUGACUGGCAAUAUCUGUGUAUAUUGCCCAGGAGGUCCUGAUUCAGACUUCGACUAUAGCACACAGAGCUACACGGGUUACGAGCCGACGAGCAUGCGAGCUAUUCGUGCACGCUAUGACCCGUACGAGCAGACAAGAGGGCGAGUAGAACAGUUGAAAAGUCUUGGUCACAAUGUUGACAAGGUGGAAUUCAUCAUCAUGGGUGGGACAUUUAUGAGUAUGCCGGAGGACUAUCGGAACAAGUUCAUUGCGCAGUUGCACAAUGCGCUAUCUGGAUAUACGGGAUUCGAUGUGGACGAGGCGGUGCGCUUUUCCGAACAGAGUAAGUCGAAGGCAAUUGGCAUCACCAUCGAAACGAGGCCAGACUACUGUCUAAGACCACAUCUGAGUCAGAUGCUCCGCUAUGGCUGCACUCGCUUAGAAAUCGGCGUCCAGUCAGUAUACGAAGACGUUGCCCGAGAUACAAAUCGGGGACACACCGUUCGUGCCGUCUCGGAGUCGUUCCACCUGGCGAAGGAUGCAGGAUUCAAGGUCGUGGCACACAUGAUGCCUGACCUCCCGAACGUGGGCGUAGAGCGUGACCUUGAGCAAUUCAAGGAGUACUUCGAGAACCCUGCGUUCAGAAGCGACGGACUAAAGAUUUACCCUACCCUCGUAAUCCGAGGCACCGGGUUAUAUGAGUUGUGGAGGACAGGUCGGUAUAAGAAUUACACGCCAAAUGUGCUUGUGGACGUUGUGGCGAGAAUUCUCGCACUUGUCCCUCCAUGGACCAGGGUAUACCGAGUGCAGAGAGACAUUCCCCUGCCAUUGGUCACAAGUGGUUGCGAGAAUUCCGGCAACCUUCGCGAACUGGCGCUGAACCGGAUGAAGGACUUUGGUGCGGAGUGUCGUGACGUGAGAUUCCGUGAAGUUGGAAUCCACGAGAUCCAUCAUAAGGUUCGUCCGGAGUCUGUCGAGCUUCUUCGACGGGACUACACGGCGAAUGGCGGAUGGGAGACAUUCCUAUCAUAUGAGGACCCUGAGCGCGAUAUUCUGAUCGGACUACUGCGAUUGCGAAAGUGUUCUGACGAGGGCACUUUCCGGCCAGAGCUGGUGGAGAAGGAAGGUGCGGAGGGCGGUUGCAGCAUCGUCCGUGAGCUGCACGUUUAUGGCACGGCUGUGCCAGUGCACGGACGAGAUCCGACGAAGUUCCAACACCAGGGCUUUGGCACGUUGCUGAUGGAAGAGGCGGAACGGAUAGCUCGCGAGGAGCAUGGCAGCAUCAAGCUUGCUGUCAUCUCUGGAGUUGGCACACGAGACUAUUAUCGUCGGCUGGGGUAUGAGUUGGACGGACCAUACAUGAGUAAAUCUCUGCUGUGACAUCCACAUGUAAGACUGGCUUCACCUCCACGCUGUAUUGGUACAUCGUCUCCCACGCUCGUGUCUAUCUAAGAUCCUGGAUCUCCAAGCACCAACGUGUGGAAGUUUGGGAAGACAAGUUCUUCCUCGAUAGUCUU